AUGGCGACUACGGACCCUCUUCCUGGUGAGAAUGAGGAUGACUCCGUGGACUACGGCCUAGACGACGACCCCUCACAAUCCGGUCAGGAUGGCUCCCCCGCCGACCCCAAACUCAGCCAGACCUUGCCGAUGCAGAAGCGACGAAGAGUCGGUCGAGCCUGCGAUGAAUGCCGUAGAAAGAAGAUCAAAUGUGAUGGGAAACAGCCUUGCACGCACUGUACAGUGUACAGCUAUGAGUGUACGUACGAUCAACCAUCCAACCGCCGGCGCAAUCCUGCCCCGCAGUAUGUAGAGGCCCUCGAAGCCCGUAUGCACAAGGCCGAGGCCAUUCUCCGAUCCCUCCUUCCCGAUGUCAACCUCGAUGACCCCCAACUGGACGAGAAGCAGAUCCCCCCUCAAACUCCUCAACUGGGCCCUCCCACGACACCCAAACCCACCAGCCUGCCAGAAACAGGCCCAGAGGGCGGGGAAGAAGGGCUACUAGAGACUAUGGUCGAUAACUCGGGCUGCUUGGAUCGCGAUGACCAGGGCCACUGGGACUACCAUGGCCACACGUCGGGCAUGAUCUUCGUUCGCCGCUUGCGCAAGCAGUUGGGCGCCACUGAUGUCCCGAUCACUAAAACAUCGCGCAAUAUGACGCAGAUGCUCGAGAGCCCCAUUUCCAACUCGGGCUCGCCCCAAGAUGGAUCGCUGCCGCCCACGCACGAUCUCCCCCCACGGGUGGUUGCGCGCCGCUUGUGUCACAAUGCAAUCGAUGAUGCGUGCUCUCUGAUGCGCUUCGUGCAUGAACCGUCGUUCUUCGCUAGCUUCGACCGUAUCUACGAUACCCCGGUCGAUCAGUUUACGAACGAGGAGAACUCGUUCCUACCGCUUUUGUAUAUUGUUAUGGCGGUCGGUUGUCUGUUCUCUGACGAUGGGGGCGGCACUUUGGAUUUGGCUGGCUAUGAAGGUGCCAUUGGUCAAGGAUUCCAAUUCUUCAAGGCAGGACGGCAGCUGCUUGAAAUUACUGAUUGUCGUGACCUGACCUCCUUACAAGCAAUUUGCUUCAUGGUUCUCUUCCUGCAGUCUUCCGCCAAACUGAGCACCUGUUAUUCCUAUGUGGGCAUUGCGCUUCGCUCCGCCCUUCGAUUGGGACUUCAUCGCACGGUCACGGCGGACUUUAAUCCGAUCGAGCGAGAGCUGCGGAAGCGCAUCUUCUGGGUGAUUCGCAAAAUGGACGUCUAUGUCAGCACCCUCUUGGGUCUCCCUCAGAUGCUGAGUGACGAUGAUAUAGACCAGGAGUACCCGAUGGAGGUCGAUGGAGAGUUUAUUACUGCGGAGGGAAUCAUUCAGAUGCCCUCCGACCAUACUCCUCUGAUGGCAGGAUGCAAUGCGCAUACGCGCCUGUGCAACGUCAUUCUGAAGGUUGUCAAAUACAUAUACCCUGUGAAGAAUGCGCGGUAUCGCUCCAAACUUGACCAGCGAUACAUGGUCAGUCAUUCCAAAAUCCGUGAAAUUGAGCGUGACCUUCAGACCUGGAUGGAAGAACUCCCACCAGCCUUGCGUCCGGGCACGGAAGUAUCGCCACAGCUAGAACGACUCCGUCAGUUGCUGCGUAUCAGUUAUGCCCACGUCCAGAUGGUCAUGUACCGCCCAUUCCUCCACUAUGUUUCUGGCGGGUCUCAGGCGCGUGGUGUGGAUAAGCGUUCCUACGCCUGCGCUGCAGCUUGCGUAAGCGUGUCCCGAAACAUUGUUCAUAUCACGACUGGUAUGCAAAAGCGGGGCCUUCUCAAUGGGUCGUUCUGGUUCACGAUGUAUACGACUUAUUUCGCUAUCUUGUCCCUGAUCUUCUUUGUCGUCGAGAACCCCGAUUCACCCACCGCAAAGGAUGGUGUUCUGAAGGAUGCCAUGGAGGGCAAAAACACUCUAGCUGGAUUGGCUAAGAAGAGUAUGGCGGCUGAUCGCUGCUCUCAGAGCUUGAACUGCUUGUUCAAGACUUUGCCGGAGAUGUUAAAAAAUCGUCAAAAUAAACCCCAGGACUUGCCCACUCGCUCCAACACAUUCCCAACCGAGAUGAUGUCUCGGUUAAGCACAUCGGACUCGGGUCGCCGACAAAGAAGCUUGGACAAGACCAUGGUCCUCGGUGACAACCAGCCCACCGAGCUUGGCACCUAUGCUGCUUGGACCGCUUCGACUCCGGAGCUGCUCACGGAGACUAUGCAAACUCCCGAGCCGAUGUCUGCGACAUCAAUGAAUCAGUCCUUUGCUAAACCAGAGCCAUCAAGCCUGGCCUGGGCUCAACAAUUCAAUACUCCAAACAACCUUCCCGAUCUGAUGCCAAUGAUGUUCCCAUCCGACGACCCCUUUGCGUAUCCCACACAACCCAUGUCCACGCUCGAAGAUGAUCAUUUCCGCCACGAUCGCUCAGGCAUGCAAUUACCCUUUGACUCCAAACCGCAACAACCCAGCGGACUGGCCACAAGCACCUCCAGCGAUCCGUCGGGCACAAGUGUCUCCACGCCCACAUUCGAGGCUUUUCCGGUGCCCAGUUUCCCCGCCGGAACCCCUACAGGAGUGAAGUCGUCGAUUCCAAGCCGACUCCAUGCCAAUCACAGUCGAUCAAUGAGCUCGUCGCGACUCCAUUCGCCGAUAUCUCAGACGAGUGAAACUCUGAGCAGCCCGGACUUAGUCUCAAUUCCGAACCAGAACUUCGUUUGGGAAGGAUACAAUUUCCAACCGAAUAAUGCCACUACCAACGCCAAUAUGGGGGUCGAGACGACGAUGCAACAAGAUCCGCCGCCCCUCAAUGGCACACAAGAUUUCAACAUGGGCAUUGACCACAACACAAUGGCAAUGAACAUGGACCUUGGCAUCUCCUUCGACGACCUCUUCGGAACCGACGCCGUCUGUCGACCUGGACCGCGGGCGACCAACGAUGAGUGGACACAGUGGAUGAACGCCGGCGCUUGA
This is a messenger RNA of Penicillium maclennaniae, 2949 nucleotides long. Its product is annotated as putative C6 transcription factor (Mut3). The record is from RefSeq and is a predicted model, not a curated record. Gene Ontology annotation, cellular component: nucleus. Lineage: Eukaryota; Fungi; Ascomycota; Eurotiomycetes; Eurotiales; Aspergillaceae. Gene Ontology annotation, biological process: positive regulation of transcription by RNA polymerase II; DNA-templated transcription. Gene Ontology annotation, molecular function: zinc ion binding; DNA-binding transcription factor activity, RNA polymerase II-specific; sequence-specific DNA binding. The coding region runs from base 1 to 2949 and encodes 982 amino acids. The transcript has 7 exons.